AUGCCUUUGAACCGAGAGAUGCCACCAAAGAAGAAAUUGUCGGGUGCUCAAUUCAAGCAGAUUCGCGAAGAGAAAAAGGCUGCAGCAGUAAAAAAUAGUGGUAGUAUCCAGCAAUUCUUCACGAGGGAAUUAACAUCAACGCAGACUGCACAAUCGCAAUCAGAAGACGAAAAUCAUGAAUUGAAUAGAGAACAAAAUAUGGAAGUGGAAUGCAACGAUACGCUUUCUGAGACGGAUUCCUCAAAUCAGCACAGAGGUCCUAUCAAUGGUGACGAUAUUUCCGUGUACCCAGUUACAAAUAAUAGACGUUUUGAGAAAAAAUGGUUUACUCGAACUAUGACAAAUGGUGAGAAAGUACACAGGAACUGGUUGAUCUACUGUGAACGGCUUGACUCUCUGUUUUGUUUUCCGUGUAUCCUCUUCAACGAUGACAGGAGCAGCAUUUGGUUGAACGGCUUCAACGACUGGCAACAUCUCAAUCCCUAUUUACCGAGACACGAAAACUCGACGUCUCAUAGAUCCAAUUAUAUAAAAAUGAAAACAUUUGAGAAGAAGUUGAAAUGUGGCGGUUUCAUCGAUGACCAUCUUCUCAAAGAAUUUGAUAAGGAAAGAGCAAAGUGGCGACAUAUUUUAAAAGUGAUACUCGAUGCGUCAAAAACAACGACGUCCUUAGAGGUAGCAGUGAAGUAA
Bactrocera tryoni is the source of this 690-nucleotide messenger RNA. RefSeq names its product zinc finger MYM-type protein 5-like. Bases 1 to 690 code for a protein of 229 amino acids. The record is from RefSeq and is a predicted model, not a curated record. Lineage: Eukaryota; Metazoa; Arthropoda; Insecta; Diptera; Tephritidae. The transcript is spliced from 3 exons.